Molecule: messenger RNA, 3080 nt
Organism: Populus euphratica (Euphrates poplar)
Lineage: Eukaryota; Viridiplantae; Streptophyta; Magnoliopsida; Malpighiales; Salicaceae
Product: probable leucine-rich repeat receptor-like serine/threonine-protein kinase At3g14840
Exons: 22
Coding region: 16-2994 (992 amino acids)
Biological process (GO): protein phosphorylation
Molecular function (GO): ATP binding; protein binding; protein kinase activity
Source: RefSeq, a predicted model, not a curated record
UUCAGACAAAGGAAGAUGGCUCCUGCACUCUCUGAUACUUUGAGAGUCACAUCUAGCUUACUUAUGCUUGUGUUACUAAUGUUUUGCAUGGGAGCAAUUAACUUGGAGGCCCAAGUUGGGAGCCUUGCUCCUGAUGAAGUGGAAGCUCUACUUGAAGUAGCAACACAACUGGGCAAAAAGGGCUGGAAUCGCAAUAUGACACUGUGCAAUGAUACAGUUUUACCUCGAAAGCUAGAAGCUGACAAUAAAGUUGUUUGCAACUGCUCAUUUCCUGGGGGAGCGUGCCGCGUUAUUGCCAUAUAUCUCAAAAGGCAAGAUCUUGACGGUACUCUCCCAAAGGCUAUCGAGAAACUUCCACACCUUAAACAUCUAGUUCUUUAUGCCAACUACCUGAGUGGCAAUAUACCAUCUGAAUGGGCUAAUACCAAGCUGGAAACAUUGUCUGUCGGCGUGAAUCGGUUGACGGGAAAAAUUCCUAGCUAUCUGGGAAGGAUUACCACACUGAGCUACCUGAACAUUCAGGACAAUAUGUUUUCUGGAACCGUUCCCCCUGAGCUUGGAGGCUUGGUUAACCUGGAGAAUCUAACUCUCAGUGCCAAUAAUCUCACUGGAGAGUUACCCCAGGCUCUCACUAAUCUUACCGGAUUGAAGGAACUAAGGCUUAGCAGCAAUAACUUCACUGGAAGAAUACCUGAUUUUAUUCAGAGCUGGAAACAACUUGAUACAUUAGAGAUCCAAGCUGGUGGUUUCACUGGACCCAUUCCUUCAAGCAUCUCUCUCUUGACUAAUCUAACUGAUCUAAAAAUAAGUAACUUACUUGGAGAUGGUUCAGAGUUUCCCAACCUAGAAUCUAUAGCAGGCAUUAAGUAUCUGCUGUUAAGCAACUGCAACUUGUCAGGAAAUUUUCCCGAAUAUUUGACCAGAAUGGCACACCUGAAAAUUUUGGAUCUCAGUUUCAACAGAUUAAAUGGUUCACUUCCAACAAAUUAUGAUGGCCUAAAAAGCUUGGAGAAAAUGUAUCUUACAAGGAAUAUGCUUCCAGGGCCCAUCCCAGAUUGGAUCGACAAAAGAAAUACACGCUACUAUACUCAUGAGAAGCUGGAAAUCAGAUUAUCCUUCCCAGUUUCCAGAUAUUUUUCAGUACAUCUGUGCAUGAAUGAUCAAACUAUCUCCAAGAUAGAGCGAUAUUCAGUGCACAUAAAUUGUGGGGGACCAGAAGCCACCAUUGGAAACACCAUCUACGAAGCAGAUAAUGAGCCAGGAGGUGCAGCAAAAUAUGCGUCCAAAAGAGAGGAUUGGCAAACAAGUACCACAGGACAUAUCUGGGAUGUUCCUGCUUCCUUGGAUUUCUACAUAGCAAAAAACAAGUCCAUGCUCAGAAUGGACAACUCUGUAUUGUACACAAAUGCACGCCUCACUCCUUUGUCUCUCACAUACCACGUUCCCUGUCUGGUAAAUGGGAAUUACAAAAUCAAGCUGCACUUUGCAGAGAUAGUAAUGAGGGAUAACAGAUCCUACUACAGUCUAGGAAGACGGAUAUUUGAUGUUUAUAUUCAGGACAUUGCUGUGCUGAAGGAUUUUGAUAUAGUGAAGGCAGCGGGAGGGGUGGAUAAGGUAUACAUUCAUAAUUAUACAGCACCUGUAACCAAUGGAGCUUUAGAGAUCCGCCUUCAUUGGGCUGGGAAAGGAACCACAAGGUCUCCCACAAAAGGAACAUAUGGUCCUCUAAUAUCAGCCAUUGAUGUGGAAUCUGACUUCAAGCCACCUGAUAAAGGCGGGAGGAAGAGAUUCAUUGUCGCUGGAGCUGUGGUUUUGCCAUUAUUCCUCAUUCUCGUAUUUCUAUCCACUCUUUGGUGGAAAGGUUAUUUGGGAGAAAGGAAAUCGAGGGAUCCAGAACUUGUUGGGUUAGAUCUGCUUACUGGUAUCUUCACCUUCAGACAAAUCAAAGCCGCAACGAAUGACUUUGAUCCAGCAAACAAACUUGGAGAAGGUGGUUUUGGCUGCGUCUACAAAGGAGUACUAUCAGAUGGCACUCGGAUUGCGGUUAAGCAGCUUUCGGCGAAAUCAAAACAGGGGAAUCGUGAAUUUGUGAACGAAAUAGGCAUGAUUUCUGCUUUGCAACACCCAAAUCUUGUUAGAUUGUAUGGAUGUUGCAUUGAGGGGAAGCAAUUGUUGCUGGUCUAUGAAUACAUGGAAAACAACAGCCUUGCGCAUGUUUUGUUCGGGACAAAGGAAAUCAAGGCAACGAAGCUAGACUGGCGUACAAGGCAGAGGAUAUGUGUAAGUAUAGCGAAAGGUCUGGUUUUCCUGCAUGAGGAGUCGACACUCAAAAUUGUUCAUAGAGACAUAAAAGGUACCAAUAUCCUUCUUGACAAGGACAUGAACGCCAAGAUAUCUGAUUUUGGAAUGGCCAAGCUUGAUGACGAGGACAAGACCCACAUCGACACCAGAGUUGCUGGAACAAUGGGAUACAUGGCACCGGAAUAUGCAUUAUAUGGUUACUUAACUUACAAGGCAGAUGUAUACAGCUUUGGUGUCGUAGCAUUGGAAAUUGUUUCUGGGAUGAACAACGUCAAAUUUAGGAGGGAUGAAAAUUUUGUAUGCCUUCUAGAUUGGGUUCUAUAUUUACAAAAAAGUGGGGACAUAAUGGAGAUGGUUGAUCCAAGAUUGGGGUCUGAAUUCAACAAGAAAGAAGUGGUUAGAAUGAUCAAUAUAGCCCUGCUAUGCACAAAUCAGUCUCCAGCACUUAGACCUACAAUGUCUACAGUAGUAAGCAUGCUUGAAGGAAAAACUGAUGUCGAGGAACUCGUCAUGGUUCCAAGCACCUUGGUUGAUCCAUCAGGGUAUGCUACGGCCUUACAUAAAAAGUUUGCUCAAUCUUCUGUCAAUGGAAGUUUAAGUGAAUCUCAGUCCCUCGUGAAGUCAUCAGAGGGACCAGGGACUGCUUCUUCCUCUUCAUCAGCCCGGGAUCUUUAUCCAUUUAGUAAAAGCUGAUGCCACAAACCACAACUUUUUUACCAUGAAAAAUCCUGGAUAAGAAACAGAUCGAAAACUAAAUACUCACGAAAGUAUUUGUUCGU